CGUCCAGCACAUAGAUGAAACUCUCGGAACAAAACAAAUCCCAUCAGGACAGUACAGUAGCCCAGCGAAGUGAAGUGACGUGGCUCAGUCUUUGGACCACUCGACGCAGAAAUUGAUGAUUAAUUGUGGAAUGUAAGAUGUCGGACAAGGAAAGCCCAACAGACCCUGCGACCGAUGGACUGCAGGAGCAGACGUCCCCCAGCCCCUCCGACAACUCAAACGAGGCGGCGAGCGAGAUCGCCCCCGACGUCGCACCCACACGCAAGAUGCGCAGACGGCCGGAACACAAAGUGCCCCCAGCGGACGUUCCCAAUGCAGCGGAGAAAUCCGAAGCCACAGCAGAGGUUCUGAAGGCAUCCAGUGAGACGGCAGUGCAGCAGGGUGGAUGGGGAUACUGGGGAAGCUGGGGGAAGUCGCUGCUCUCCACAGCAACGGCCACCGUGGCAACCGUAGGCCAAGGCCUGUCCCAGGUGAUUGAGAAGGCAGAGACCACGCUGGGGAUCCCCAGCCCAGAGGAGCUGUCUGCACAGGCUCCGGAGGACAGCAGCAGCACAGACGCAGGGGGCACUGUUGGUGCUGAGGCUGAGGGUGACAUGGCGAUGGCAGGUGCCCUGGGGAUGCUGUCAUCCCUCACCAGCGUGGUGCAGAACACAGGUAAAACGGUCAUCACGGGCGGCCUGGACGCACUGGAGUUCAUCGGGAAGAAGACGAUGGACGUGAUCGCCGAAGGAGACCCGGGAUUCAAAAAGACCAAGGGCCUGAUGAUCAGAACUUCCACACUCUCACAGGUCUUGCGGGAGGCUAAGGAGCGAGAGCAGCAGCAGCAGCAGCAGAUGGGCGAUGAGCUCUCCUCGGACAUGGAGAAGAAGGCCCACUACGGCAUGCUGUUUGACGAGUUUCAGGGUCUGGCCCACCUGGAGGCGCUAGAGAGCUUGUCCAGGGAGAGUGAGAUCAAGGUGAAGUCUGUCCUGACCUCCAUGUCUGGGGACGAACUAGCCCAGCUCAAGCACCAUCUGGAGGAGAUCAAAGAGCCCUUCUCCCUGGAGGAGUUCGAUGAUGACGAGGACGACUCAAAAGAGGACCGUGACGGGGUGGAGUUUGUGAAGGAGUUAACAGACGCUAUGAGUCGUUUGCAUUUGUCCACUACAGCAGACAAACUCAGUCAGGCUACAACAAAUGUGCACAACCGCAUCGCUGAUAUCAAAUCGGCCACAGCGUUGCCGCCGCAGGAAGAGGAUGGGACUGAGGAGAAAGCUGUACCAAAGUGCUCUACAGAGGAAGUGCACUCCUCGGCUAUCAGAGGCCUAGCAGAGCUCACGGCGAAGUCCAUCGAGCAGUUCCACAAGGUGGCCCAGGUGACGCUGCACAGCGGCAGCAACAGCGCGGAGGUGGCCACUCUGGAGCAGGCCCGAGUCCUCGCUCAGAUCACGGUUCUGCUGUGUAAGGAGAUCUCUCUCCUCUCAAAGAGCUUCACUUCCUGUCUCACCAGUGUAGGGGCAAAUGAAAAAGGGGAGGUCCUCAACCCACUGAUAACUGGAGUCUUUCUGGAGGCGUCCAACAGUGCCUCCUAUAUCCAGGAUGCCUUCCAGCUCCUCAUGCCCGUGCUGGAGCUGGCCCACAUCCAGAGGACGAACGACGCUGCCAAGUAGACGCUGCGCCCACCCACCACACCUGUUGUGCCCGCCAUGCCAUCUCGCCGUGCCAACACAGGACUUCAUGCCCUCAACACAGGACCCUCUAAGCCCUCUCCUCUGGAAAGGGAGCGGGAGGGGGCAUUGCUCCAGAGUCCGAUACUACAGUGUGUUUUUAUGAGGGGGAAGCGGUAACAGUAAAUGCCAUCAGGAUAUGAAGAUGGCCUUAAUUAUCAAAGACCUAUCAUGGUCACUCCUGUUAUAAACAUUUGCUCAUUAAGCAAAUAUAAAGUCAGCCCUAAUGUAAACAUUUGCUCAUUAAGCAAAUAAAAAGUCAGCCUUAGUAUAAACAUUUGCACAUUAAGCAAAUAUAAAGUCAGUUCUAUUAUAAACAUUUGCUCUUGAAUAAUAUAUAUACUUUUAUAAUAAUAAAAGUUUAAGCACACUCAUAAGAACCAAGAUCUAUAGUGUCCUCUCCAGAAUAGUAAAACAUGUAAGAAGCCAAGAACUUACCCUGUGACCAGGAAUGGAUUGUUUUUUAAAAUAUUUCCAAAGUCAGAAUGGACAAUUGUUAGAUAUUGCAAGGAACAAGUCACAGAAAAUGCACUGUUAAAACUGCUCAUAACUAGACUAGUGUUUGGCCUAAGAAUAAAACGGUUGUUUAGGUACAGUAGUGUCUAAGAAAAUGUAGAUAAUUAUUAGUCUUUUGCCUUCCCCAUGUGUCAUUCCUAUACAUUUGCAACAUUUAGCAGAUCUGCAUCUGAUGCAAAAAUCAUUCGACUAAUUAAGGUCUAAGAUGGGUCUAAGAAAACUGAAGAUUUUCAACACAUCAUAGACUGCAAAAGCGAUUGCCCCAAAGUAUUUUUAAUGAUUCAAAAACAUGGCCGUAUAUAUAAAGUGGGGAAAUAAUAGUGUGAUGAUGCUCUGCUCAAAUGUGUGACUGAUGCUGAUCUUUCAAUGUAAUUGUACAAUUUUACAAGCAGUUUUACUGGUGCCACAUACAAUGUUCCUUAUGUACUAUGCAUAACAUUGUUCCAGUUAGACACAACAAUUGACUUUAUAUAUAUAUAUAUAUAUAUAUAUAUGGCAUAAGGUAUUUUCACCAGUCAGUAAAGGAAAAGUUCAGACAGGGUGAACAAGAUCCCAACGUCUAGAGGAGGGGCAAGUGGAAUUACUUAACAUAGUGGCAUUGUCUUUUAUUUUGCAAGGAUUUGCUGGCUCUCACUACGACAGUAUACACACGUGUCAGUGUUGAGUUUUCCCAGUGCCCUGGGUCUAAUUUAUGGAUAUAUACAUUGUCUGUAUUUUUGGAAUAAAUAUGCCUUCUUAAUUAA
Messenger RNA from Alosa alosa (allis shad), 2965 nucleotides. It is a transcript of the gene fam114a2, whose product is annotated as family with sequence similarity 114 member A2. Lineage: Eukaryota; Metazoa; Chordata; Actinopteri; Clupeiformes; Clupeidae. The record is from RefSeq and is a predicted model, not a curated record. The transcript has 14 exons. The coding region runs from base 138 to 1649 and encodes 503 amino acids.